Messenger RNA from Hydra vulgaris (swiftwater hydra), 851 nucleotides. RefSeq lists its product as uncharacterized. Gene Ontology annotation, biological process: retrotransposition. Gene Ontology annotation, molecular function: single-stranded RNA binding. Gene Ontology annotation, cellular component: ribonucleoprotein complex. Lineage: Eukaryota; Metazoa; Cnidaria; Hydrozoa; Anthoathecata; Hydridae. The record is from RefSeq and is a predicted model, not a curated record.
UAUUUAUAGGUAUCAAUGAUGUUUAUUCAAUAUUUACGGCCGUGAACAUUUUAGAGAACGGACGUGUUUAUUAUUAAACUUAAAAAUGGCUAAUAAAAGUAUUUCAAUUACUCAUUUAAAAGAAAUUAUGGAUAUUCAUGAAAACACAAUAAUGAAGCUAUUUAGCAACAGGAUUGAUAAACUAGAGAGUAAAAUAUCAGUUAUGCAAGAAGAAAAUAAAAAUUUAAAAGAUGAAGUAAGUGACCUGAAAAAAAGUGUUGAAUUUGUCAGUGACAAAUAUGAAAAUUUACUAUUGGAAAUUGAUGUUUCUAAAAAAACAGCAAUGUCAUCAGUAUAUCAACUGAACGACACAAAAAUAAAUAUAGAAAAUGAUAACGUUAUUAAAGAUAAGUUGGCUGAACUUGAAGAUAGGAGUCGCAGAAAUAAUUUGAGAUUUAAUGGUAUAGAAGAAAAAGAAAUUGAAACCUGGCAAGAAACUGAAAGUAAAAUAAGAGAAUUUUUAAAAACUAAAUUGGGUUUAAAUGGUAAUAUCGAAAUCGAGAGAGCCCAUAGAGUUGGAAAAAAAGUGAUGGGUGUUGAAAGAAUAAAUAGAACUAUUGUUGUAAAAUUUUUAAGCUAUAAAGACAAGAACGCGAUUUUGGAUAAGUUCGUAAAGGCAAAACUCUGGAAUAAAAAUUUGUUUAUAAAUGAAGAUUUUAGCGAACGUACUAUGGAAAUAAGAAGAAAGUUAUUCGCGGAAGCAAAGGAGCUUCGAAGUAAAGGAAAGCGGUUCUCGAUGACAAGAUCUUAUGAUCUUCUGCGAGUAUCCGCGUUCUUGUUGUAACGUUAACAAAAUUGUAAUUCUGACUAUA